Messenger RNA from Penicillium atrosanguineum, 1578 nucleotides. RefSeq lists its product as uncharacterized. Gene Ontology annotation, molecular function: hydrolase activity, acting on carbon-nitrogen (but not peptide) bonds. Gene Ontology annotation, biological process: carbohydrate metabolic process. Bases 1 to 1578 code for a protein of 525 amino acids. The transcript has 3 exons. NCBI's taxonomy places the organism in Eukaryota, Fungi, Ascomycota, Eurotiomycetes, Eurotiales, Aspergillaceae. The record is from RefSeq and is a predicted model, not a curated record.
AUGGGCACCAUUCCUGCUCGACAAGCCGUGGCUUUUCUAGCUAGGCAAGGUCAAGAAAUCACCGUUAUCAACACUCAUGGGAAACAAGUUGUUGAUUUAUGGGCAUUCAAUCCUAAUGACCCCCAUGAAUUCCUGUCUAUGGUGCAUACCCGGACAAUCCUUGUGAAGAUUGCACUCUCCAAGGGCGAUAAAUUGUAUAGUACUCGGAGAAAGCCAGUCCUAAAAUUGACAGAGGAUACCACUCUGGGUGUCCAUGACAUGACAUGGUCAGCAUGUGAUGCUGAAAGGUACCGCAUGCAAGGCUACGAUGGCUACCAUGACAACUGCACCGAUAAUAUGCACAAGGCCCUCAAAGAAAACUUCCCUGGCUUUCAUAUUGCAGAUGACUGGGUUCCAGAUCCGCUCAACAUCUUCAUGAACGUGACAAUCGAUCACCGCGGCGGACUAGAGCUUCGAGCCCCUACUAGUGAGAAAGGCCAGUAUGUGAAACUUAUAGCAGAGACAGACUUGAUUGUUGUCAUGAGUGCUUGCCCGCAAGAUAUGGCGGCAACAAAUGCCGGGAUGCCGACAGAUUGCGAGUUCCAACUGAGUGGCACAUCGAAUCCUCUAUCAACUUCUUUGGCAUCCAUCCAAUCUCGCCCCUCGCGUCGAGUAAAGGUAGCGAUGUCGGUCGACUUUGAUGCCGUUUCUCAUUGGCUUGGGACUGGUUGCCAUCCGGACAACAACAUGGCCGACUAUAGCUCUGGAAUAUUCGCCGGUCAAGUUGGUGCAUAUCGACUCCUCGAGCUCUUCAAAAAGCACGCCGUUGCAGACAAGAUCACCUGGUUCAUCCCUGGCCAUACCGCAGAAACCUUCCCGGAUGCUGCGCGUGCGGUAGUCGAGUCUGGCGCUGAGAUAGGCCUUCACGGUUAUGCCCACGAGGGAAUCUAUCAGAUGACAGAAUCCCAAGAGGUCAAUGUUCUCCUCAAAUCUAUCGAAGUUGCAACUAGGCUAGUCGGUAAAAAACCUCGCGGAUAUCGUGCUCCCAUGUACACAGUCAGAGAAAGCACGGUGAAACUCCUACGCGAGCACGAAUUCCUCUAUGACUCUUCACUUAUGCAUCAUGAUUCGCAACCCUACUUCACCCCGAGUGACCCACCAAUAAAAACUAUCGACUUUUCCCAGUCGGCUGAUACCUGGUUGCAUCCUACUGAAAUCUCCUCUCAGUCGUAUCCCCAUGGACAACACCCACUAGUGGAACUCCCAUGUGGCUGGUACAACGAGGACAUGAUGCCCCUUCAGUACCUCCCACAUCUCGCUAAUAGCAUGGGCUACGUUUCAACGCGGGUGGUGGAGCAGAUGUGGAAAGACAAAUUCAUGUGGCUAUGGGAAAACGACAAGCAGGGUAAUGAGUCGGCAGAUUUCAUUUUCCCGCUUCUGGUUCACCCUGACACGAGUGGAUUGGCACAUAUCAUCGGAAUGGUAGAUCGUGUUCUGGAAUGGUUGAAGGGGUUCGGAAGUGCUGUUGAAUUCUGUACUUAUGAAAAGAUUGCUGCUGAGUGGUUGGAGAUACAGAAGAAGGCUGUCGGUCAAGUCUAA